UCAUCUGAGCAUUACGGUAACCUAACUUCUCAUUUUAACCACGCCCCCUUCGCUAACUCUCCGUCCUGAUUGGUCCGCGAUUGUCACAUGACGAGGGAACAACGGAAGAGGAGGAAUCGGCCGCAGAAAGAAGGGAUCAGUUGCAGCCGUCAGGAUGCAGAGCACCACCAACUACCUGUGGCUCAUCUCAGACCUGCUGGGUCAGGGAGCCACAGCCAACGUUUACCGCGGCCGACACAAGAAAACCGGCGACCUGUACGCAGUCAAAGUCUUUAACAACCUGAGUUUUCUGCGGCCGCUGGACGUCCAGAUGAGAGAGUUUGAGGUUCUGAAGAAACUAAACCACAAAAACAUCGUUAAACUCUUCGCUGUGGAGGAGGAGUCCAACACUCGUCAUAAGGUCCUGGUGAUGGAGUACUGUCCCUGUGGAAGUCUGUACACAGUGUUAGAGGAGUCGUCCAACGCUUACGGACUCCCAGAGGACGAGUUCCUCAUAGUUCUUCAUGAUGUGGUGGCAGGUAUGAACCACCUGAGGGAGUACGGCAUCGUUCACCGGGACAUCAAACCGGGAAACAUCAUGAGGGUGAUCGGAGAGGACGGCUGCUCCGUCUACAAACUGACGGACUUCGGAGCCGCCAGAGAGCUGGAGGACGACGAGCAGUUUGUGUCUCUGUACGGGACCGAGGAGUAUCUGCACCCGGACAUGUACGAGCGAGCCGUGCUGAGAAAAGACCACCAGAAGAAAUACGGAGCCACGGUGGAUCUGUGGAGCAUCGGCGUCACGUUUUACCACGCCGCCACCGGCAGCCUCCCGUUCAGACCGUUCGAAGGGCCGCGCAGGAACAAAGAAGUCAUGUAUAAAAUCAUCACAGAGAAACCGUCUGGGACAAUCUCCGGUCAUCAGAAGUGUGAGAACGGGAAGAUCGAGUGGAGCACAGAGAUGCCGGUGUCCUGCAGUCUGUCCAAGGGUCUUCAGAGCCUCCUGACUCCGGUCCUCGCCAACAUCCUGGAGGCCGACCAGGAGAAAUGUUGGGGCUUCGACCAGUUCUUCGCCGAGACCAACGACAUCCUGCACAGGACCGUGGUGUACGUCUUCAGCCUGCAGCAGGCCACGCUGCACCACGUCUACAUCCACGAGUACAACACGGCGGCGCUGUUCCAGGAGCUGCUGUCCCGCAGGACCAGCAUCCCGCUUCACAACCAGGAGCUGCUGUACGAGGGCCGCCGCCUCGUCCUCGACCCCAACCGCCAGGCCAAGACUUUCCCCAAGACCUCCAGAGACAAUCCCAUCAUGCUCGUCAGCCGCGAGUCCGUCGCCACCGUCGGACUCAUCUUCGAAGACCCCAGUCCUCCUAAAGUUCAGCCCCGCUACGAUCUGGACCUGGACGCCAGCUACGCCAAGACUUUUGCAGGCGACGUUGGACAUUUAUGGAAGACCUCCGAGUCUCUGCUGGUUUAUCAGGAGCUGGUACGGAAAGGAGUUCGUGGUUUGAUUGAGCUGAUGAAGGAGGACUACAGCGAGAUUCAACACAAGAAGUCCGAGGUUUUCCACCUGUGUAACUACUGCACACAGAUACUGGAGAAGACUGAGCAGCUGUUCGAGGUGCUGAUGCAGGCCAACAUGCUGACGACGGAGUACGACGAGAUCUCAGACAUGCACAAGAAAGUUCUCAGAAUCUCCAGCUCUCUGGAGCCCAUCGAACGAACAACACAAGACAUCAAGAGUAAAUUCCUCCCCGGCGGCCUGCUGACCGACAGCUGGACACAACAAGUGGGAACGCACCCCAAGGACAGGAACGUGGAGAAAAUCAAAGUGCUGCUGGACGCCAUCACGGCCAUCUACCAACAGUUCAAGAAGGACAAAGCAGAGAGACGUCUGCCCUACAACGAGGAACAGAUCCAUAAAUUUGACAAACAGAAGUUGGUUCUUCAUGCCAGUAAAGCCCGGUCUCUGUUCACGGAGGAAUGUGCCAUGAAAUAUCGUCUCUUCAUCUCCAAGAGUGAAGAGUGGAUGAGGAAAGUUCAUCAUGUGAGGAAGCAGCUGCUCGGCCUGUCGGGUCAGCUGAUCAGCAUCGAGAAGGAGGUGACCAUGCUGAUGGAGAGAGCCAUCAAGCUGCAGGAACAGCUGCCUCAGAAGGUUCUUCCUCUGGUGUCCAGUGGAAUGAAGCCUCAGGCGUACCUGAGUCAGAACACACUGGUGGAGAUGACGCUCGGGAUGAAGAAGCUGAAGGAGGAGAUGGAGGGCGUGGUCAAAGAGCUGGCAGAGAACAACCACUUCUUAGAGAGGUUCGGGACGUUGACGCUGGACGGAGGUUUGAGAGGAUGAGCAGUUUGUACAUAUCCUGUGUCUGUACCUGUAAAUAAUGUGAGACUGUAAGAUGAAGCUUUUUUUUUUUGUAUGAACGAGCCUCCGUUUGUUAACGAACAGACUGUGACAUUAGAAACGGCUUCGCUCGGCUCGACUGUCUGGAUCUGACGCUUUAAGAUAUUUAGACCUGAUGAUCGAUGAAGGAGCUGUGACACUCUGUCAGAAUCACCUUAAAGACACUGAAUUUACCCUGAAUUUACCCUGAAAACACCUCAGUCUGAAUCAGGUGUUUGGUUGUUAAACGUCCCUUAAUUUGUCCUUAAAUUAUAUGUAUGAUACGUAAGAUUUAAGGUUUUCACAUUGAAGUUUAGAAUAUUUUCAGCUACACAUAAAUAAUACAAUUUUAAAGGAUUUUCAUCCAGUUUCAUUUACUUAACAGAUUUUGUAAGAAUUUAAUGGAAAGCAUUAAUGGACUUUCAGGAGGAUUGAAUUUGUUUUUAAAGGAUUAAAAACUCUUUAAAAUGUACAGAACAUUUCAGGUCAGUCUGUACCUUCAUUUUUUACCAUAAAGGUGCAAAUUCAUGUUUGUCCAACCUUUUGGUUUUUUAAUGGACUGAAUGAGCAUGUUUGGUUAAAUGGACCAAACAGCAUCAAGACCCUUUAGAGUUUAAAUUAAAGAGUUUUUACUCUUUGUAAACCCUUUAAAUCAUGAAGAUAAUCCAUCUCAAAUGCAUUAAUAACAUUUAAAGCAGUUUAUUUAUCCAUUAAGUUUCCACCUUAAAUGAAAGAUUACAGUCAGUUUUAGGUCCAAAUCUUAAGGGGUUUAAUAUUUCUAAUAUAUUAAUGAAUGAAUAAACCUAAUCAACAUUUACUGAAUAAAAAUCUCAAACUGCAGCUGAAAAUAUUUGAAACCUUAAUCACUCCUCAUUAAUGAAUCUGUCCGAUGUUUACAGAUUAUUCUGUGAAUUCAUUAUUCAUGUGCUGGAUGUGUUUAUUUAGGGUUUUUUAAAUGGAUUUUAAGGGACUCAGUUUUUCAAGUUAAAGGACAAAUUAAGAUUCAUCUAAACACCAAACACCUGGAUUUUUUUGGUGUUUCCCAGAGUGAAAUAAUCAGAAUGUUAAAGUCACAGUGAUUGGAUUGUCAUAACUUAAGGUCUUCUUAAUGGGUUUUCUGAACUGAUGAAUGUUAAAAGUCACAUUAUAGUUGGACCUUAAUUUAAAGGACGUUCAUUUUUCAGUUAGAUUAAAAUUCAAAGGGUUAAAACCACUAAAAACUGAACUGUGGAAAUGUAUUUUCACCUUAACUGAAAAAUGAUGAAUGAAUGUUUUUCAUGUUAUUUGGUCAACUUUAAAAGCUCUUAAACUGUUUCAGAUAAUCCUUUGAAAAAACCUUAAUAUGUCACAAACCAUUAAUUAUUCCCUUAAAGUCUCUCUUAAUUCCAUCAUGUUCAUGAUUAAACUGAGGGGAAGUGAAGGUAAAAAUUGGAGGUUUUAAAUUGAAAAAUGCUGAUUCUAUUAGAUGUUUAUUUAUUGUUCUUUUAACGCUGAUCAAUAAUCAUUAUCAGAUUUGUUCUUAUCUAUCUUUAUGCCUUUACUGUCACAUAUUCUCUCUGGACAGUAAGUCAGUGGUGAUCAGUACAAAGAAGCAGAAAAACCUCCUCCUCCUCCAGGUUCACUAUUAAAGGACAAAAAGGAUCCUCAACUUUUACUCUGAGGUUAAAGUUUUGUUUUGUUCAUGUUUUCUUUUGUCAAUAAUCAGCAUUCAAAAUGCUCAGACAGUUUGAAAAACCUGUACAUAAAUAAAGAAAUAAAUAUCUGAA
This is a messenger RNA of Lates calcarifer (barramundi perch), 4128 nucleotides long. RefSeq names its product TANK-binding kinase 1 (gene tbk1). The record is from RefSeq and is a predicted model, not a curated record. Gene Ontology annotation, molecular function: protein serine/threonine kinase activity; protein binding; ATP binding. NCBI's taxonomy places the organism in Eukaryota, Metazoa, Chordata, Actinopteri, Centropomidae. Gene Ontology annotation, biological process: peptidyl-serine phosphorylation. Gene Ontology annotation, cellular component: cytoplasm. The coding region runs from base 155 to 2326 and encodes 723 amino acids. The transcript is spliced from 21 exons.